Molecule: messenger RNA, 894 nt
Organism: Enterobius vermicularis (human pinworm)
Lineage: Eukaryota; Metazoa; Nematoda; Chromadorea; Rhabditida; Oxyuridae
Source: the annotation of a GenBank genome assembly
AUGGCCAUAACGGCAUUGCCGUUGGACUGUUGGCUAAAAGAACGACUAAAAAAUUGGGUUCAACUAUCCGGUCAUGAAGGCUCAAUUGUUCCGGCUAGUAAUCAAACGUUAUGGAAACGACGUUCAAGCAGUGAUUACAAUGAGGCAAAUGCGUAUCGGAGUAUAAUGCAGGAUAAUGCAUUGAAAGGGUUUACGCCAAGGUUUUACAAGGAAAUCGACUAUAAAAAUGAAUCAUUCAUUGAAAUCGAAGAUCUCACAACACAGUUUACCAAUCCGGCAAUUAUGGAUAUCAAAAUUGGUACCAGGACAUUUUUGGAAAGUGAAGUUAAAAACGUUGUCUUACGGCCGGAUUUGUACAAAAAGAUGAUCGCCCAAAAUCCUGAUGAACCAACCGAAGAGGAACAUUCUGCAAAAGCUAUUACUAAGCUUCGUUAUAUGCAAUUUCGGGAAAAUGAAAGUUCAUCGGCAUCAUUAGGCUUCCGUAUUGAAGCAGCAAAGAUGCCUGGCGGAAAAUUACAGAAGAGUUUCAAAAAGGUUAAAAGUCCUGAUGAUGUAGCAAAAGCAUUGAUGGAAUUUUAUGGUGAUCGUGCAUCUGCUGUAACAAAACAGUUUUUGAUACGAUUGAAACGGUUACGUGAGGCAAUUGAAGAAUCCAAGUUUUUCGAGACACAUGAAGUUGUCGGAAGCUCGUUGUUGUUUAUUUAUGAUUCAACGAAAGCUGGUGUAUGGAUGAUUGAUUUUGCCAAAUCUACGCCAGUUGAAGGCAACGGUAUCAAUCAUCGGUUAGAAUGGGUGAUGGGUAACCAUGAAGACGGCUAUUUGAUAGGCCUUGAUAAUUUGAUACGAAUUCUUGAUGAGAUGGCAUCACGAUUUGUUCCGGUUGUAUCUCGGUAG